Hypanus sabinus (Atlantic stingray) is the source of this 2760-nucleotide messenger RNA. RefSeq names its product phosphatidylinositol glycan anchor biosynthesis, class S (gene pigs). The transcript has 11 exons. Gene Ontology annotation, biological process: attachment of GPI anchor to protein. The record is from RefSeq and is a predicted model, not a curated record. Gene Ontology annotation, cellular component: GPI-anchor transamidase complex. Bases 41 to 1720 code for a protein of 559 amino acids. Lineage: Eukaryota; Metazoa; Chordata; Chondrichthyes; Myliobatiformes; Dasyatidae.
UACAUCCGUUCACCUGGGCGGGGCGCCAACAGGAAGAAAGAUGGCGGCAGCCGAUGCCGCGGCGGAAGAGAAGUGCCGAGGAAAGCUGUCUGCAGCCUGUAUUGCUGCGGUGGUGGUACUGAUCGGGCUGCCUCUCUGGUGGAAAACAACUGAGACCUACCGUGCCUCCCUGCCUUACGGCCACAUCAGUGAGUUGGACCUGCUCUUGCUGGAUAUCAGCGUGCCGGUGGAGGUGGUCUUUGCGAGGGGCACACUGACAGCAGAACAACAGAAGAAGCUCCUACCUCAGACUCAGUUCAGCCAUAAACGGACCCAGCUGGAUGGUAAAACAGGCUUGAAGUACCGGUACGAGAAGACGUACAGAGCCGUAACUGGGUUAGAGCAAGAUGCCUUAAUGAGCAAAGAUGUGGAAGGGGCAGUUGUCACUUUAUCGCAGGUUUACGAGAGCCCAGCGGGUUCAGUGGUGAUCUAUGUCGUGCCCACGGAUUCCCAGCUGAUGCCAGAUGAAGUCAGCGUUUACAUCGGGAAGCACAGGGCCAGCUUGCUACGCUCUCCCGUGACUGGCUCGCACAGUGUGCAGGAUGUGCUUCGGGACAUCGAUGACAGCAUAGAGGAGAUCCUGCAGACGGUGUCCUUCACUGACGAUAUGGUGGUUGCCGCGUUGUCCAACCGCGUUCCCUUGGGAACCUUUGGUGCCGACAGCUUCACGGCGACUUCGACAGCAUUCAAAUCCAGUCUGGGAUACGAAAUCACCUUCAGUCUGUUGAACCCUGAUCCCAAGUCCCAUGACAUCUGUUGGGAUAUCGAAAGAGCUGUGAAUAAUUACGUGCAGCCCUUCCUGGACAAGCUGUCAUUCGUUGCCAACUUUUCCGUAGACUCUCAGAUACUCUAUUACGCAGUUCUUGGAGUGACACCACGCUUUGAUAAAGCCUCAUCGAGCUUCUCACUGACUGAGGGCAGCUUGUCCCAUGUGAUCAAUCCAGUCGAAGCCAAACUCGGAUCCAAUGUCGCUUCAUCCUAUCCGGUUUUGAAUUUUCUUCUCUAUGUUCCUGAGUAUUCUCAUUCUCCUCUGUACAUCCAUGACAGCAGUGGCUCUCCUGUCGAGUCAAACGCUUUUCACAGCCCCCGCUGGGGCGGGAUCUUGAUUUACAAUGUGGACCAACAGCAGGUGAACAAAACCCUCCUCCCGGUUUCCGUCAAGGUGGACAUGGCUCGAGUGAUGGAGGUCUUUCUGUCUCAGCUGCGGUUGUUGAUGGGGAUACAGAAGGUGCAGCCCCCCCCAGAUACCGUCAUCCAAAGCCCCGGGAACAUGGUUGUCACUGACUGGGAGACCGACCGUCUCCUCUGCGUCAGGACAGUGGAAAACAUCGCCACAGCCACAAACACGCUGACCUCCCUGGCACAGCUCAUCGACGAAAUUGGGAACAUCGUGAUCAAUGACAACAUUGCCUCUGAGGUUUACAGCGCUGUGGCUUCUGUGCAGCAGUCGCUCGAGGAACUGGAGGCCGGGAGGCUCUUGCCUGCCUUCCAGGCCAGCAAGGAGGCCAUCACCUCGUCUGAGAAAGCCUUCUUCGAUCCUUCACUCCUGCACCUCCUGUACUUCCCGGACGAUCAGAAGUUUGCCAUUUACAUCCCCCUCUUCCUGCCCAUGUGUGUCCCCAUCGUGCUGUCACUGGCGAAGGCGGGGAUGGAUCGCAGGUGGAGACGAAAGGUGCAUUGAAGAGGAUACACUACGACUUGCAGUGUUGAUUCUGUGUGAUCUAAUUUAUUGGGAUGGUGGAUGCCACGGAAUCGUGCUGGAUCAGAGAGCAUGCAGUCUUCAGUUACCUCACACUACCCACAGAAAAUACAGCAAGUGUCACCAGAACAAAAACACAGAUCCAGAGCAACUCCGGAGGAACUCAGCAGAUCAGGCAGCGUCUGUGGAUAAACAGUCAAUGCCUUGAGGCUGAGACCCUUCAUCAGGCCUGGAAAGGAAGAGUUUGACGAAAGGUCUCAGCCCAAAAAGUCAACUGUUUAUUCCCCUCCAUAGAUGCUGCCUGACCUGCUCAGUUCCUCCAGCAUUUUGUGUGUGUUUCCACCAAAUUAAAUCUCAUGAGAGAGCGAUGAUUCGCUUUCCCCAAAACCCUGGCAAACGCCAAGGCACUGGAGACAGGCCAAGGAGAGUCGGGACAAGAGUGGGGGGGGGGGGGGGGGGGAAUCUGUGUUUGUUGUACACACACCGAAACUCAACCCUCUGUGCCAUUGCUAUUGUAAAUACUUUGUGUCUAAGUUGUGUACAGUAGGCAGAUUUGUACAGUCAGUGCUUGGCAUACUUGGAGCUGAGACCUGAGGCCUACACAUCCCAGUAGUGCCUGGCAUUUCUCAUCAUACGGUCACCCUGUUCUAACUCAUUUCUCUGCCAUUCCUCUCAUCCCAGCUCCUUCGCAUGGCAUUAUUCUUUCAACUCCCCUACCUUUUCCCUCUUCCUGUCUCUCCCCUCCCCAUCUCCCUCUACCUUCCCUUCCCCUCCCCCCCUCUCGCCCCUCCCCCCUCCCCUCCCCCCUUUCUUUCUCUUCCUGCCUCUCCCCCUCACCCCACCUCUCUCCCCCUCCCCCUCUCCACUGCUCCCCUUCUCCCCCUCUCUCUCCCCAUCGCUCCCUCUCACUCCCUCUCUCCCCUCGUCUUCACCCUCAGUGUUCACAUCUGUUCAGUUCCCUGAUGUGAGCCAUUUAGUCAGACAGAACUGCGCUUCAGUAAAUGUUCUGUUUGACCUUGUAA